AUGAUGAAAAGAAAAUCUGAUCAAAUUUCAUCAUGUGAUGAUGGUGAUUGUGGUGAUUGUGGUGAUGAUCAUCAUCCUCGUCAUCGAGAGGCAGCUUCACAAGUGCAAGAGGACUUCAUUUUCCAAAAAAAAUUUCCUGAUGUUGUUGCAGUAGGUUCUCGGAAAAAUGAAGUCGGUGAUGCAGCCUCUGAAUUUACCAGCUCCGUCUUCUCCACCAGCUCUGCGUCCAAAACCGAGAUUGAUCGGGCUUGCACCCAAAGGGGCAUUGUCCAACAAAGCAAAGAAAAGCCAGCGUUUUGGUCAAGAUUAAAUCGAGAUAUCGCACAACAUGCGUCCAGAAUGGAGAAUAAUAAAAUAAGUAAUGCGCCCUCAUCCACAAGACCAGUCGUUGACACAGCAGAACAGAAAUUUGAUCAAGAACGAAAACGUCUCUGGAAUGAACUUGACCAACAAUUGAAAGAAAAGGGUUUGGAAGAGGCUUUGAACGACCCAGAUGUGGCUGUAACGUACAAUAACAUUGCAGUACACCUUUUGGACGAGGGGGAGUUUGACGAAGCCAUGGACCUGUUUGAAAAGCGGUUGGAGAUUGAAAAGAAAUUCUUCCGACGUGAUGAUUAUCCGACAAUGGCAUCUACUUAUCAUAAUAUUGGAAUUGUCUUGGUAAACCAAGGCAAAUAUGAGGAAGCCAUGGAGCAGUAUCAAAGAUCGCUUGAAAUUAAAUUGGAGGCACUUGAACCGAAUCAUCCCGAAAUUGCAGCAACACAUCACGAGAUUGGAAAUGUCUUGCACCGUCAAGGCAAAUAUGAGGAAGCCAUGGAGCAGUAUCAAAGAUCGCUUGAAAUUAAAUUGAAGGCAUAUGGACCGGAUCAUCCCAAAAUUGCAGAAACAUAUCACCAGAUUGGAAAUGUCUUGCACCGUCAAGGCAAAUAUGAGGAAGCCAUGGAGCAGUAUCAAAGAUCGCUUGCCAUCAAGUAA
Cylindrotheca closterium is the source of this 975-nucleotide messenger RNA. NCBI's taxonomy places the organism in Eukaryota, Bacillariophyta, Bacillariophyceae, Bacillariales, Bacillariaceae. The record is from the annotation of a GenBank genome assembly.